AUGGCUGGCAGCAUUCGGAAGCUGCAAAUAUUCUCGUUUCUGGUGCUUAUUCUUGGGAUUGCGAUCGGGGCCGCUGGCAUUGUGGUGGCCAUUGUAUUUGGGACAAGGUCCUGUAAUUGCGAUUCCACGAAUGCAACCACGCCACAAUCCCCUGUCACUUGCAGCACAAAAAUUUUCAGCCUUCGCUCACCCGUGAAAAUCAACUGGGACCCGAAGCUUUUAGACCCAACUAGUGCCCUUUAUAAAGCCAAAAGAGCAGAGUUUAUGGAUUCCCUGAUAAACUCGAAAAGCCAUACUUCUCUAUCUAUGCUAAUCACUUAUACGCUUGACGUGAAUUUAUUCGAACCAGAUCCCUCCUCGAAGACGUCGGCGUAUGUCUAUGCAUCGGCUGCGGCUAGUGGAGCUAUGGAUUUGGGCCUGAUUCCUGAUUCGAGCGCCUUGGCGGAUAGGAUUAGCAAGGCUUCGAUUGCCGCCGGAGCUUCUGAUGUUAAUAAUAACACCCUCCAAUUUUGCAAGGAGCCAAUUGUGCCUGGCGUUUCGACGGCAACAUCCCCGCCCGUGCCCUGCGUGAUCAACGCCGACAUUGUGCUCGCUUAUGAGCAAGCUUUUUACGAAGCUGAUGCGCUGAGGAUGUUGAACUACAUCCUAGGCGGACUUUUCGCGUCUCCGUAUUAUCGAUUUGGAGGGGAAACCCGUAUGGUUACGGUGCCAUAUCCAUAUGAUGAAGCCCUAUCGAAGAUGGACGACAAUUUGGGAUGGGACGGAUUAAAGGACCUGAUGAUCACCGCCAACCGUACAAUCUGGCCAAGCCGACCCGCCGACCCCUACCUACCGACAACAAUCUUCACAGCCGACCACGAGUUCGAGCAGUCGUCCCUCAACCGCAACAGGGUCAUCUUCUUCUUUGGGAAGGAAGACGACACGGUGAAGUACGCAGAAGGGUAUGCGGAUGUUGUCAAGGAGGAAGGGACCCGGAUACUGACGCUCUCUACUCUUAAGGCCGAUUUGGGCCCAUUGGCCUCGCCGGGGUGGUCGUUUUACAUCGAGGAUCCGGAUAUGGCGGGAAAUAUGAGUGAUGUGAUUGCUGAUGCGUUGCUGGGGGCUUUUAGUAGUUGCCAAGCCCCAACAUCAACCCAACUCCCGCCAACCAGCUCUCCCUGCACCCUUUUCAUUAACGCCGACAUCAUCAUGCUCAUCGAAAUGAACUUCCCGAUCUCCCAAUCAAACGUGCUUCUCGAGGGUGCAGAAGACAUCUUCACCACCGCCCCGAAUAAUUACCAAUUCGGAGGGAAGACUCGGGUUGCGGGGCUGGCCUAUCCGAGCCUAGACUCCACUGAUCCGCUAGCAGAAAAUCUUGGGUUGGACACCUUUGUAGCGGAAAUGCAAGCCAUUAAUGCAUCUAUAUGGGACGUGGGGCUCGGUGCGACUGAUUUAAGCGCGGCCCUCACCGCCGUCGAAGGAGCUUUCCCAGACCCGACCCGAAAUCGUGUCCUCAUCAUCGUCGGCAAAAACUACACCACAGUAGCCUCCGCCGCACCCAUCGCCGACCAAUUCAAAGCCGGGGGCAUGGCGGUAAUCACGGCCUCCUACGAUAGCAACGGGUUGAAGCCGCUCGCUACUCCGGGGCUCGACUUCGAAUUCGAUACGCUAUUUGCGUAUUUGAUACCCGGGGAAGUGAACGAGGCUUUAGUGAAGCGUUUCCCAUCCUGCAAAACUCAGCCGGUGCCA
Mesorhabditis spiculigera is the source of this 1728-nucleotide messenger RNA. The record is from the annotation of a GenBank genome assembly. NCBI's taxonomy places the organism in Eukaryota, Metazoa, Nematoda, Chromadorea, Rhabditida, Rhabditidae.